AUGUACUACAGCAUAUCGCAAGCUGGCGACAUCGCCGACCGACCGGCAUUCAAGAGUCUACACGGUCUGAUACAGUUCGUUGGCGUUCUUCUGUACAGCAUAGAUGGAGUGGGUAUCACUCUACCAGUGGAGAACAAUAUGAAGAAGCCGCUUCAAUUCCCUAUUGUGCUGCAGAUUGGGUGGUCGAUUGUGAUUCUGUCUGUCACUUUGACAGGAUUCUUUGGGUACUUGGGAUGGGGCGAGACCUGUAAAAGCCCUAUCACGAUUCACAUGCCUCUUGGAACAGUCACCAUCACGCUACAGUUUUUGAUGUGUGCUGUUUUGACUGUCACAUUUGCUGUCAAUUUUUGGGUGCCUUUCCGGAUAGUCUGGCAUUACAUUGGUAGAAAACAUAAGAGAAAACGAGAUAUAUGGGAAAGAUUCUAUAGAGGUGUCCAUGUCAUCCUUGUGACUGGUCUUGCCGUUGCCUACCCUAAUUUGAUCCGAAUCAUGGUUUUUCUCGGGAACUUCUUCCUGGCCUUCAUAGCUUUCAUUUUCCCAGCGUUUGUUGAAAGUCUUGUCUUUUGGAGUGAGCCAAGAAAAAGGAGGUUUAGAUGGCGAUUUUUGAAAAACAUACUUAUUAUAAUCAUAGGAAUCAUACUUGCCGCUAGUAUAUUUUACUCGUAAAAUAUUGUAAGAAUAAAU
Ostrinia nubilalis (European corn borer) is the source of this 684-nucleotide messenger RNA. RefSeq names its product proton-coupled amino acid transporter-like protein pathetic. The transcript has 6 exons. The coding region runs from base 1 to 666 and encodes 221 amino acids. Gene Ontology annotation, biological process: amino acid transmembrane transport. Gene Ontology annotation, molecular function: L-amino acid transmembrane transporter activity. The record is from RefSeq and is a predicted model, not a curated record. Lineage: Eukaryota; Metazoa; Arthropoda; Insecta; Lepidoptera; Crambidae.